GUCAUGCAGACCUGGUAGACGCACCCAGAGCGCGUCGAUGGUUUACCCCAGUCUAGUUGCAGCGUCAUCGUGAAGGACUGUUUGAAUGAAGUUCGGAGUGGAGAGGUCUGUACGCCCAAAUAAGCGCCCCCAGCACUCGGAAUACCCGAUAAAAAGCGAAAAAGGAGAAUGCCAGUGUUUAUGGUGAACGUGAAAUGGGGGAAAGAGAAGUUCGAUGGCGUGGAGCUGAACACGGAGGAGCCGCCCAUGGUCUUCAAAGCGCAGCUGUUCGCCCUGACGGGCGUCCAGCCCGAGCGGCAGAAGGUUAUGGUCAAAGGAGGGACGUUGAAGGACGAUGAAUGGGGAAACAUCAAGCUGAAAAAUGGCAUGACCCUGCUGAUGAUGGGCUCCGCGGACGCCCUGCCUGAGGAACCCGCCGUCAGGCCCAUGUUUGUGGAGGACAUGACUGAAGAACAGCUCGCUUCUGCGAUGGAGCUGCCAUGUGGCCUAACGAACCUGGGCAACACCUGCUACAUGAAUGCCACGGUCCAGUGUCUUCGCUCGGUGCCGGAGCUGAAGGGAUCUCUCAGCAGGUACUCUGGCGCCUUGAGAUCCUCUGGGGCCAACGCGUCAUCACAGUACAUCACAGCAGCCCUCCGUGAUCUGUACGAGUCCAUGGACAAGACCUCCUCCAGCAUACCUCCAAUCAUGCUGCUCCAGUUCCUCCACAUGGCCUUCCCGCAGUUCGCAGAGAAGGGCGACCAGGGCCAGUAUCUCCAGCAGGACGCCAAUGAAUGCUGGGUGCAGAUGAUGAGGGUCCUGCAGCAGAAGCUGGAGCCAGAGGAGGCAGAAACCCCAAUGGAGUCUGAUUCUGCGAGUGGCACUACUGCUGCCUCAGCCAAGAAGAACUUCAUUGACCAGUAUUUUGGGGUGGAAUUUGAGACCACCAUGAAAUGCACUGAAGCAGACGAUGAGGAUCUCGUCAAAGGCAAGGAGAACCACCUGCAGCUCAGCUGCUUCAUCAACCAGGAGGUCAAGUAUCUGGCCACGGGGUUGCGGCUGCGCCUGCAAGAGGAAAUCACUAAGCUCUCCCCAUCUCUGCAGAGAAACGCUUUGUACAUAAAAUCUUCUAAAAUCAGCCGACUGCCUGCUUAUCUGACCGUUCAGAUGGUCCGCUUUUUCUACAAGGAGAAGGAGUCCGUCAAUGCCAAAGUCUUAAAGGACGUGAAAUUCCCUCUGAUGUUGGACGUCUAUGAGCUGUGCACCCCUGAGCUGCAGGAGAAGCUGUUGCCCCUCAGGUCGAAGUUCAAAGAGGUCGAAGACAAGAAGCUGGAGAAACAGCAGCAAAAGGGUGAAAAAACCAUGACAUCUCUGAAAGAUGUGAAAUACGAGCCCUUUUCCUUUACUGACGACUGGGGCUCCAGCAACAGCGGCUACUAUGACCUGCAGGCGGUGCUCACGCACCAGGGCCGUUCCAGCUCCUCGGGGCACUACGUCGCUUGGGUCAAAAGGAAAGAAGAUGAAUGGGUGAAGUUUGAUGAUGACAAAGUGAGUCUGGUGGCCCCGGAGGACAUCCUGAAGCUGUCUGGCGGUGGGGACUGGCACAUAGCGUACAUUCUGCUGUACGGGCCUCGCCGGCUAGAGAUCCUGCCGGAGGAGCGGUAAAUCCAGGCGGGAAGCUUAAACAUGCCAUUUGGAAGCACUGUCUGUAUAGAUGUCCAAUAAAUACUCAUCUCUUUGAAUCUUGA
This is a messenger RNA of Paramormyrops kingsleyae, 1727 nucleotides long. RefSeq names its product ubiquitin specific peptidase 14 (tRNA-guanine transglycosylase) (gene usp14). Lineage: Eukaryota; Metazoa; Chordata; Actinopteri; Osteoglossiformes; Mormyridae. The record is from RefSeq and is a predicted model, not a curated record. Gene Ontology annotation, biological process: regulation of proteasomal protein catabolic process; protein deubiquitination; proteasome-mediated ubiquitin-dependent protein catabolic process. Gene Ontology annotation, molecular function: cysteine-type deubiquitinase activity; protein binding; proteasome binding.